This is a messenger RNA of Cinara cedri, 312 nucleotides long. Lineage: Eukaryota; Metazoa; Arthropoda; Insecta; Hemiptera; Aphididae. The record is from the annotation of a GenBank genome assembly.
AUGGUUGAAAACGAACGAAGGUAAAGUUAUUUAAGGUUUAAAUAAAUAUAGCACUCAUUUAAACAUUCUCAUUAUUAUUAUUAUUUUAGUUCUACGUGCAACAUCAGGCCACACACAGAUAAUGAAGAUGAGGAUAUCGAUGAUGCUAAAAGUAGUUCAGUCUCACCGCUGCAGGGUGAAGAUUCUUUCGUAAUCAAACGUUUUAAAAAAGAAAAGCUAUCAGAUAUUUUAACAAAAAGGGCUGAAGAAAGGAGCAAGAUUAUAAAAUUAAUUGAAGAACAAAAUCAGCAAGUUUUAAAUACAGAAAAAUAA